CCUCACCGUCAUCAUCAAAAAUGGCGAUAGCAUAUCUCGUUCAUUAAACGUGUGCGUACGUCUGUGUCUGCUGCUUUGAUUUGCGUGUUUUCCGUUUAUUAUUUUAGUGUUGUUUUUAUCGACUCUUCUUGUGUACUACUGCGAUUAAACACAAGAAAUUUUGAUUCCAAACGGCCAGGUGUCCGUCGUUCGACAACGUUUAUCGUUGCAUGCCGACGGGCUAACACCAUUUUGGAUUUCAACUAAUGUCGUCGUUGCAGUUUAUCGUGCAUCCAGCCCCUGGAACGGACGAUCAAUUAAAUGACAGGUAUGUACUUUUUACCUAUUUAGACACGCGUACUAGUCUUGAUCUUCCAUGCAUGGAUUUCCUUAGCAACAUUUAUGCCAUCGUGCCGACACGUUUACCGACCAUCGUGUUUGCAAAGUCAGUUUGGGGUAUUUGGGUUUUUCUUUGGGUGUGGUAAUUCAUAAAUUGUAAAGUGUAUUAAAAAUACCUAUGAAAUUCAUAUGACGCCUAUGUGUACUUCAACCACAGAUGCAUGUUUUAUGUACCUCUGUUAAUUUAACAAAUAAUAGAGUGAGUGAAUAAUAGAGUAUGUGUAUUACUCAUUUUCAUCCUUUAAAUAGAUACCUCGAUACAUAUUGUUGCAUUAGUAAUUGGUUAGUACAUUAUGAUGUUAAUUAAAAUCCUUGAUAUCAAUAACAAAUAUAGUACUCAUAAUUUCCAAAAACUAGGAUAGGUACUCAACAUGUUAAAGUAAUAUUUUUUGCUGAUUACUUAUUGGUUGAAGUCUUGCUCUUGGGUUCAAAAAAAAAAUGUCAAAAUAUCAAAAAAACCACCCUCCAUAUUUUCUCUUCCCUUCCCUUACCUAAUUCACAUUAUGCAUUCAGAAUACUCUUUUUUCCAGUUAAAUAUGCAUAAUAUAUCAUGUAAUAAACUAUGUAUAAUUGGUCUCUUUGCUGCAUAUUAUAAAAUAUAUGAAUGCAUUAUAUUACAUAUUAUAAAACUAAUACAUAAAAUUGUAAAUAAAAACAGCAAUCGUACAGCUGCUGAACUAUACAGUACUGCGAAGAGCGGUCGAAAAAUCAAAAAUCGAAAUUUUAACUACUUACUGGUAUUUAAAGUGGCCAUACAAGUCGUUAACCUAUUUAUUGUUUUUCGAUAUUUUGAAAUUUUGACACAAUUUUUGUAUUGAUAAUGAAAUCAUAUUUUGUAUCUAUCAUAGUACUGACAGGAAGUUGAUGUACCUAUGUAGGAUACCUUACUAUCUAUCUAUUUAUUUAUACUGUUAAAUUGUCUUUAUUUAGAAAAAAUUUAAUGUAAAAGUGUAUGUAUGUAACAAUAAACGGUUAAGAGUUUGUAAUCAUACAACUCUACAAAUCAAUGUUACUCAUAGUUGUUCAUUCAUUAGUUGUUAGUUGUAUAAGUGGUUUUGCUUUUACAUUGAAUAGCAUAGAAUUAAUUAAAACAAUAAAAAAGUUAUUCAUCGUGGCAUUGCAUAUAUGAUUAUAUCCAUUAUAAGUUAAUAAAUAGUUUAAGAUGAACAUGUUCCCAGAAAGUAUUAAUGGAGUAGCGAAUCAUUUUAUUGUGACUAUAAUGGUAAAUUAUUAUAUACCAGAUUUUUUUGCUUUUUUUUUUACACAAUUUUUAUAAUUUUAAAUUAAUUAUUUUAUAAUAAUAGUUAUAAGCAUAAUUAAUAUUAGUUUAAAAAAGCGUCUGAUGACCCAUCUGAUGUACCCAUUGUAAUACCACUGGAGAUACUAAGGAUAAUCAAAUUCUGUUUUAAAUUCUAAGUGGAGUGAAGAAGCUUAUGGUUUUAUAAAAAUAUUGUAUUUUUUUUUUCUUUGGAUAACUUUUCUAUCAGAAGACUUGAUCCAAUUUUGACGUAUAGCAACUUUUGGUGUGGGGAGGUAUCUUAAAUUGGUCAUUUUUCGAUUUUCUCAAGAAUUUUCACAUCAAGUGUUAAAAAACUGGGAAAUGUACUAAAUAUAUUAGCUUAUUCUGAUUUUUUUUUUCUGUAUACAACUUAACUAUAGCAAUUUUUCUAAAAGGAAAUUUUACUACGGAGGUAUUUCAAAGUUGUUGUUUUACAUUUUCUUAGCAAAUGUGAAAAAUUGGGAAAAAACAUGGGAAAACCGGAGGAAAUUGCUACAACAUUUAACAAAUAUUAAAGAAAAUGUAUAAGGCCUACUUAAUUAUUUUACUAUAAUGUGGCAUAUAUAUUGUUGUCUUGAGCAUUGGGUUAUCAUUGCUUACAGAUAUAUAUUAAAUUAAUAGUCGCUGCACCUGUCUCCAUUAUCCUAGAACGUCUUUUUUUAUUUUUACAUAUGAGAAUAAGGAUUACAAAUAAUUAUAUUUGUUUACAUUUUUUAUGUUUUGGUAAAAGAACUCAAAAAUUUACUAUUUUAUUAUUUUUUUCGAAAAAUUUGAAGACACCCAUCAUUUUAUAUAAUUUAUUCUUCUGAACAUUUUGACGUUUUAACUUUUUUAUAACUUUUAAUUUUCAUUAAACUCAUGAUUUAUAAUUAUUGUUCAGAGAAAAGUACCUAUAAUUAUGCAGCAUGCUGUAAUCAUUUUUUCUAAUUGAUUAUUAUUAUGGCUAAUUGAAUAUACAUUUUUUUCCUCUGAACUUUAAAAACCACAAAUUUUAUGAAAAUAAAAAGUUGAGAUGUCAAAAUUUUCAGAACAAAAACAUAAAAAAUGAAUUGGAUUAUAAAUAUUUGUAGCCCUUAUCCUUGUGAGUAAUUUAAAAAACUAUAGAAUAUGAUUAUCUUUAUUAUCUCUGGAGAUAUUUCAAUGGGUAUGUAUAUAUGGGACACCCUAAAUAACAUGUAUAUUUAAUAAUUUUUUCCACAGACUUUUUUUUCCUGAAUUUGUGUAUAAUAUACCUAAUAGUUUUAUUUCAGGCAUCUAGUACAUAGAUUUUUUAGCUGACUGUACACAAAUGUUCGGCAAGUCUUUUAAGUGGCCUUGUUAUACAAUACAAUAGACUCUCUUGAUCUCAUAUCAAUUUAAAAUUUCAAAGUCCCGCAGUAUUAUACCCACACACUUAUAUUCUUUUAUAUUCCCCAAUUUAAAACCAAUUACCUAAAAAACGAGCCAUGAAGACACUUAAUCAAGAAAUUCAAAAUGUAUAACUGGUGUACAUUUCCUUUAAAACUGUAACUGAUGACGAUUAGAGAAAUUUUGUAUGGUAACUGGUGACAUUGUUGCUCGUCAACAGUCACGAUUUUCGUAACCAUAUCGCUAGUAUGGUGGGACUGUUCACUCCCCACUACAACAAAUUGUAUUAAUGUUACCCUUACACUAAUUGCAAUAUUUGAAUUUUAAGUGGGAAUAAUAUUUAUGUUGUUUAUUUUAUUUCUCGUGUAUAACUAAUUAAUAUAAUAUCAUAAAACACAAGUAUUUUUAAUAAUCUGUCAGAAUUUCUUCUACCAGUCAUCAGUCACCAUUGUAGGCUGGUGGCUGUUGGGUAAAUUCACUGAUUAUGCAUUCCGAAUUUUUUGAAUGCCAAUUACCAAUAAGGAUUCCGCCUUUCUUGCUUAAUUCAUUCUUUUAUUUAAACUAAUAAUUUUUUUUUUUUAGUAUUAUUGUUGUUUUUUCACUGUUGCUAAUAUUUUAUUUUUUAUUCAAAGAGCACCUUUACCAACUGUUUGUUAACUGUUAAUAAAUAAAUAAUAAGAAAUUAUGAAUAGUGAAAAUAAUUAAGUUACGUUAGUUUUCAAUUUAUUUGUUCUGCAGCUUUAUUCUAUAAUUUGUUUAGUGGCCUUAAAAAAUAUUUCUGAUAAGUAAUGCAAUUGAUAAGUUGAUAAGUGAUUUAACAAAUUCAGUGAUUCUUUAAAUAAUUGGUAAAUGAUAACUAAGGCCGGUAUUUAUUUGCAUUUGUAUGAUUUUAUUAGUUGGUUGAAAAAAUAGCUAUACUUAGUUCCAUUGAAGGAUGCACCGCUCGGUGUAUCUAAAUGUAUCGCGGAGUGACGUCUUGCCCCCUAAAAUGACUCUAUUCACUCUACGAUUGGUCUCUGUAAGUCGGCAACACGAGUUUUGACCAAUUAUUGUCCGCUACCCUGUGUGUUCUUAUUUGGUACAGAGUCUAGUUUAUACCAAAAUGUGUUUUGUGAACUCACAAUUUUGUAUAUACAAGUUUAUUUUUGACAAUAUGGCUCAUUUUAAGGGUAUUGUAUAUUUUUUUAGAGCAUAUUUAAGGAUUUUAUACAUUUAAACUCAAUAAAUUAAGAAUUACAUAAAAGAAAUAUUGCCUGAUAAAAUAUCCAUAUAAUUAAUUGUGUAUUACGAUAGAUUAUAAAUAUUUUUUUUUUAUUCUUUAAAUGUAUAAGUCAGGUUUAUUAUUAAAAAUAUUUAAAUAUUUUUGUUUGGUAUUCUGAUUAUAAAAAUAUAAUCAAAGCAAAAUAACUGAAGUAAUGUAAGGACACUAAAUAAAUAAAAUGUAAAGACAAUUCAACAUAUAUCUCUUAUUUACUUGUAUAUUUUUAAAUUCUGAGCAGAGCAAGGAAUGUAUUAGUUUUAUAGCGUUAAUUGUUUAUUUUUAUUUUUUUUAAUUUGUGAAUAAAUUUUCUACCAGCAAUUUUACUCUGAUUUUCAAUUAUAGCACUUUUUCUGAAAAAAAAUCUGACUGAGGUGGUACUUUAAGAAAGUCAUUUUUUGAUUUUCCUAAUCACUUUCAUAAUAAAUGUAAAUAACUUAGGAAAAUACGUACUAUAUAAACAUGACUAAGUAACGCUGGUGCAGUUUAAAAAUAAUUAUGCAUUUAUUUUAUAAUUUUAAUUAAUUAUUAUUAUGUAUUACUUUCAGAUUCAAAGAAGUUUCAGAACGUUUGAAUAGAAGUAAUUCAGGCAAUACAUUUUAUCCUGUGUUAUGUAAUUUGAAAGCCCCAAUCAAACAAAUUGUUGUUGGACCAUAUCAUAUUGGUCUAUUAUUUGAAGAUGGCCGAGUGGCUCGAAUUGGAUUCACUGUGCUUGCUGAGCGACUGGAUUUAUCAAGAUCUACUGGAGAUGUAAAUAAAUUGCCUUCUAAAUCCAGUGGUGGAGGUAGUGGAGGUGGAGGUGGGGGUGGUGGAAAUUUAGGUUCUGCCACCCGUCACCUUACUAGAAGAGCUCGUAUUAUGAGAUCUGGAACAUUCCGUGGAACUUCAAGGUAAUUAAGAAAUAAUAUAUUUAUGUAAACUUUGGAAAUUAAUAGUAGGUAUUUAUUCAGAUCAUCUGGUAGUGGUGUUAUAAUGAGCAGUAGUUCAUCAAGCGGCCGUCCAGUUAUGCCAGCACAAUUUGUACCAGAAGAGCUGGUAGCCCAAGCUCAAGUUGUUUUGCAAGGGAAAAGUCGGAAUUUAAUAAUACGAGAACUACAGCGAACAAAUUUAGAUGUGAAUUUGGCAGUUAACAACCUUUUGUCACGUGAUGAUGAAGAAGGGGAUGGUGAAGGAGGCGAUGAAGUUGGGGGUGGACCUGGUGGAGAUUCUUAUGUUCCUGAAGAUUUAAUGUCUUUAUUGGAUGGUGGAGGAUUCCAUUCAGACCAUUCUGUUAUUAUUGAUGCCGAUGCAAUUUUUUCUGAAGAUAUGUUUUCAUAUUCAUCUUCUAGAAGGUAAAUGUGAUAUACCAUAUUGCAUUUUGUUUAGCUUUAUAGGAUAUCUACAUUGAUUUUAGACCCGUGUUGACAUUUCGUAGGAGUGGUGCUAGAAGAUUAGGUGAUCGAGAUCGUGUAAGCAAUAGCGCUAAUGAUAGUACUUCUAGUGAUCGUAAUUCAGGGCCUAGUGAUCGUGAUAGUUUUACCAGAUGGAGAGAUCGUCAUUGUUAUGGACAACAACAACACCGCCAAAGACAACAGCAGUGGCUUGAAGGAGCAUUACGUGAUUCAUCAUGGGAUAAAGAAACAGGUAAUUAUCGUAUUAAUUAACAGUUAUUGUUUAUAAGACUAUUUUAGUUGUUUUAUAAAUGAUAUUCAUGCUUUGAAUUGUAUUUGUUAUAGACUCUAAAAAGAAGGACUCUAACGUUGGAACUUUUGAAUUUUCCGCAGAAUCUAAAAAAAAAGAUAAUAACACUGGUAAUCCUUUGUGGUUGUCUACUGAUGCAGAAUAUUGGCCAGAACCAAAUGUCAAAUUUAUACAAAUUGCUGCUAUUCAUUCAGAAUUAAUUGCCUUGUCAGCUGGAGGACAACUUUAUCAAUGGAAAUGGGAUGAUGCUGAUCCUUACAAGACUUUAGAAGUGAGUGAUUUCAAAAAUUAUGACAUGUAUUUAAAUUUUAAAAUUAUAUACACGUUUGAUAAUUAAUAUGUCUAUAAGCUGUUAAAUCUUUUAUUUAUAUUGUGAAUUUUUUAGAAUAAUGUACAUCAUCCUAAAACCAGUGCUCUUGGUUUGACUAAUGAAAAAGUAGUUCUACUUUCUGGUACUAUUAUACGAGUUUCAGUAGUAACAGAAUCUAAUAAAGUAGCUACAUGGAUGGACGAAAGUCUCACUCAUGCUGCUACCGCUGCUAAACUUGAACACCCUGCUCAACUUUAUUCUGAAUUUGUAGUUGAUCGUAUAGUUUCUAUUCAUACUUGCCCACUAUAUACUCUUGCACGUUUAGAAAGUGGCGCCCUUUAUUGGUGGUAUGUAUAAUUAAUAUUUAUUUAUUUUGUGUUUUAUUUGAACUAAAAAAAAUGAUCUAAUUAAAUAGGGGAGUAUUGCCAUUCAAUCAGAGGCGUAAAAUUUGGGACAAAUAUCGUACUAAAGCUAGAAAACAAAAAACUAACAAUUUAAACUCCGAUAUUGUAGUUGGUAGUCAAGUUUGUAUGAAAAAUAGUCCACUUUAUCAACCAGGAGCUAUUGGUAUGUUUAAACUUGAAUAUUUUAACUUCAUUUAUUAAUCUUUUUAUGUACUAAAUUAGGUAUAACUUUGUAUGGAGGUGAACCUAAAAUAGGCCAAUUAUUAAAUUCAGCAUGGACAUAUGCUGAUGUUUGUCGAUUUCAAAUUUUAACUCCACCUCAAAUAUUUCAAUCUCAAAAUAUUAACUGUAGUUCCUCCAAGCCUUGUACACCUAUUGAAAAAAGUAAAGAGACUGCUGAUAGAAUUGAUAUGCCACCCCCUCCUUCUCCUGCUUCGAGUACUUGUAGUGAUACAGGAAGCUCUGUUCAAAGUUCAAGUAAGUAGAAAAAUUGCAUUUAGGUAUUAUUUUAUUCGUCGAGUGUAUUAAUAUAUAUACAGGCUGUUACACGAAGAUAUACCCCUUGAAUAUCUUCAGAGAUAAUAAAGAUAACCAAUUUCUAUUUUUUUCAUAUAUAUAUAUAUAUAUAUGAAAAAUACAGGGAAGAGGCCUACAAUAGCUUAUAUUUGAAUUAUUAUUUUUUUUUUAAUAAUUGAAUUAUUAUUAUUUUUUUUUAAUAAAAAUUUUUUUAAAAAAAUACUAUUAUUUUUUGACAGUUUUAAGAUGACUAUAAUAUAAACAUUAUUUUUCUGAAAAUUUUAAUGUAUUACACAUUUAUAUUCGAUGAAUAGUUUCUAUGUAACAGUCAUUCGAAAUUCUAUUUAUCCGCAUGAAAACCAAUAUUAUCUAGGAAAAAACCUAACCGUGUUAUGCAAUAACUUUGGUUUUCACAUGGAUUAGUAGAAUUUAAAAUGGCUGUUACUUAGAAACUAUUAGAUAUAAAUGUGUAGUAGGUACAUUAAAAUUUUCAGAAAAUAAAAAAAAUUAACUCAAAUAUAGAUAUUUGUAGUCCUCUUUUCUGUGAGUAACAGAAUAUGAUCAUCUUUAUUAUCUCCGGAGAUAUUCAAGGGGUGUAUCUCUGUAGGACAGCCUGUAUAUAUAAUAUAUUAUACAAUUAUAUAUAUAUAUAUAUAUUAGGGUAGUUAUUAUUUAUAUAGGUAGAAUAUUUUAUUUUAAAAAGUUAACACAGGAUUUUAUUAAUUUAUUAAGUUAUUUGGGUGAAAUUUGGAAGGUCUCACUUAACCCUCUUUAGUGUCGCAAUAGGUUUGAAUCUAGUAAAAGAGGGUAGUUUCCUCAGUAUUUUAUUUAAUUCAGAAAAUAUUGCACUUGGCAUGAAAUGAUAACAACCUAUUGAUAUAUUUUAAUAUUGUUUAUAAAAGUUAUUGUAAUUCUAUAAUUUUUAAAAAGAAUUUUAUCAUAAUAUCAAAAUAUUUUAUUUAUUUAUUAAUAUUGAUUUUUUUUGGUUAUUUAAAUCUAUAUAAUACCCAAUAGAUAUUUGAUAACAACAGUCUGAUUUAUAUAAUAGUAAACCACUUGAAAAAAAAUCAUUUACAAUUGUUUGUGUUUAUAAUAAAAUUAAUUAUUAUAAUAGAAUUACAUUUUUCUCUUACCCAUACAAUCAUUUAAUAUUGUCAAUCAUUAUAUUAUGAUUAUCAUUUUUACACAAAAUUGAUCGGAUCAUUUACGAUAUCGUGUUUAUAGAAACCAUUUUAAAAGGCAAAAAUUAAUUAUUAGAAAAACUAAAAAUAAUAAUAAAAAAAAUUAAAUAAAAAUAUUUUCAUUAAUAUUGUACAUUAAUAUUUUACAAAAUUUGGGUAAGUGAUACCAAAAAAUAAACAGUUGAUUUCUUAUCAAAAUUUUUAGUAUUAACAUUUUUUUUUUUAAAUAUUAAAUUCUGUAUCUCAACCGAAAAAAAUCAAUUUAUAGAAAAUAUUAAAAUUACCCCUUUACGCUAAAUGCGAUAGUUUCUGAAUUAAAUAAAAUAAUAAAAAAACUACCAUCUUUUGCCAUAUUUCAUCCUUAAUGUAGCAUCAGAAGAGGUUGAGCGAGACCUUUUAAAUUUUACCUAAAUUACUUUCUCAUGUUACAUAAUAAAUUAAAGGGUUUAUUUAUUGUCUUAAAAAAAUAAUGUUGAAAAAAAAAUAAGUAUCACUCUAAUUUAUAAAUAUAUAUAUAAUUAUAUACAGAGUGAUCUACUUAUUAUAAACCAGAAAUUUUCUCUGAGAAUUUCAAAUUAAUUUCAUUUCUUUGAAAACUAAAUUUUUUACUCCUACUCAAUAUACCUUCAAUUAUUAAACUUUUGAUUUCCACAUAAGAACUUCUUUUUAAAUACAUAUUCCAAUAGACAAUAUUUGUUUAAGAUUGUCUAAUACAUUAAAUACUAACAUCAGAUUGACUGUUUAUGAAGUAUAUAGUUUAAAAUUAACUGAGGAGUAGAGAAUAAUUUAAUUUAAUUUAAUUUGUACACAUUUUUAGUAGACAAAUUGAUAACCCUUUUCUAUUCCUCUAGUUUAAACUUUGAACUGUUAAAAUUCAAACAGUAAAUUUAUUUUCAAAGUUUUUAGACAAAUUUUCUUUAUUAGAUUUUGUGUUUAAAAAAUUGUGUUGCUAUUUGAAAAUUCAGAUAUAAGGUAAAGGGGGUAAAAAUGGAGAUAGUGUUAUAAUUUUUGAUCAUAUACUAUAAUGACGAGUUCACUAAAUUAGAUGCUUGAUGUAUGCAUAAUAUGAUUCUUUGCCUCAUGUCAUUUUAAACGUAAAUAGCAGCAAUUAGUAGUCUCGACUACAUAAAUAAUUAUGCAACAAAUCACAUUACGCAUGUACAAAUUGACUACCUUCUACAAGGAUUUUUUGAUAAUAUCAUCUAAAAGAAACUACACAUGCUUCAUUUAUAUGAUCUAAGGGUAUUAUGAAGCUUUUAAUGAUUCAAAACAAAUUGAAUUUACUUAACAUCCUAAAAAUAAAAUUGCUAAUUCAUGAUAAGUGAACCAUUCUGUACUUACACAUUAUAAUUACAUAAAUAUUUUAUUAAAAAUGUUAAAUGAUCCCCAGAGAGAAUUAAAAGAGUACCAGUGAAAGGUCUUGAAGACGAUAAAAAUAUUGAAGAGGAUUGGCCGUUGAAAGAUGUUGUAUUUGUUGAAGAUCAAAAGAGUUUACCUAUUGGUACUUAUUUUCAUGUUUUAAAAUAAACUAUUAUUUCUACUUAAUAUUGAUUUUUUGUAGGUCGUGUUGUUCAUAUUGAUGGUGUUUAUGCUGCAGUUAAAUUUCCUUGUGUUUCAAAAGACAAUAAUGGAAUAUUUCCUAAAGAUCCUACAGCACCUGCAAGUGAUGAUUUAGUUACAAAUAUCAUAAAAAUGUUGGACCAAAAUGAAGUUCGGUUAAUGAAAAAAGAUGAUCUACAGGUUAAUAUAAGAAUAUUUCCCAAUUUAGUAAUUAAUAUAUGAUUACUAAAUUAUUAUCUAUUCAUACGUAUAAUUUUUUUAUUUAUUUAUUUAUUUAAGGUAUGUAAAGUCGCUGUUGCAAGUAAAGUACCAGAUUGUUUUCAAAGAACACCCAGAAGAAUUAACAUACCUGAUAAUGGAAAUCAAAUUCUGACCCUCACUAUUGAUGGUCAAGGUAUUAUAUUAUUUUAUAAAUAUAAUUUGAUUAAUAUUAAUUUUUAUUUAAUUUUCCAGGCAUACAUGCAAUUGUGAAAAAUGGUUCUAAGAUAAGUUAUAUUAAAUUUAACAUAACUAGUGGUAAAAUAGAGCAAGAUAGCCCAUUUCCAGUUGAUGCAAGUGCUCUAAUAGGACUAAGUCCUGACAACAUGCAGAUUCUUUGCACUGCAGAAGUAAGAUUUAAAUUGUUUUAUGAAUAUAUUUUAUAAUCUUGUUGAACAAACUAGAAAUUAAAUCUUUUUUCUAUGUUAAUUUUAGAGUAAAGAUAAUAUAUGUAUUUUGCGUGAUGGUAAUCGAACUAUAUAUCCAUUAGCCAAGGAUAGUACUGAUUCAAUGAGAGAGCCCCAGUGGUUAGAUUUAGGACCUGUUCGAUGUAUGGGUAUUGGUUCAUAUACAGUCACUUCUCCUCAUACAAAAGCAGUUGCUGCUAUCAUAGUUCUAGAUGUAGAACAGCAAAUUCUCAUGUCGCGAAUAUUAAAGUCAAAUCUUGAAUCUGUUAAAUUGUUGGUACAGCAGUUGUCUGUUGAAAAUGGUAUUAAACUAUUUAUAUAUUAAUUUUAUAAAAUUAUUAAUACUUGUUUAUCACUUAUUAAUAAUUGUCAAAUAUAAUUAAUUAAAAAAACAUAUUUUAUAGAUAAUGGAGAACUUUUAUCCCAGAUUUUAGCAGAGCGAUGUGAUGGUAAUCGUAAUCUACUUCACGCUUGUGUUUCGGUUUGUGCUCCAAUUUCAAAUAAAGAACAGGAAGGUAAUGCAAAUAAUUCAUAAAUUAAUUGAAAUAUUACUUAUUUAUUUUAUUUCUCAUUCAGAAGGAGAUAAUGUACAAAAUCAAUCAGGUCCGAGUGUAGAUACUUUGAAUGUAAUUCAAAAAGCAUUUGGUGUCAGAUCAUCAUUUAGUUUAAGAGAAAUGAUGAGACGGGCUUCAGCUGCAGUUAGAACUAGUAAGUUACAAAUUAUUCAGUUUAUUUCCAUAACAAACACCUUUAAUAUUUUGUUUUAAAUCAUUAGACGCUAAUUCAUCAGACCCCGAACCAAUGGAAAUUAGUGAAGAUGCUCCACCUCCAGGUACAGUUCCAGGUACUGAACCAUGGCACGAACCAGUUAAUGCAACUACCCAAUCAUCGGCUACUUUACAAAAUGAAGAAGAAACAAUUCAAUCUAUUCCAAUUAUUAAUCCAACAAUCGAAAGACGCAAUAAUGCAUUAGCAAUUUUACGACUUCUUUGUGAAUCUACUGUUUUUUCAGCUCAUUUACUAGAUCUAUUGACGGCUAAGUAUGUAAAAUUAUAUUUAACUUGAAUAUUUUUUAUAUAUGAAUAAUAUAAUCAUUUAAAUAGAUACUAAGGGCAUCAAUUUGAUAAAUAUAAUUUUUGUUAUAUUAUUUAAAGCAUAAUUAAAUUUAAGUCUUAUAUUAUAAAAUUUGAAAUUAAUUUUUACUUAACAUUGUUUUUAAAUAAAUGCUUCUUUUAUAUUGAAUAAUACUAUUUUAUAUUUAUAAAGAGAUUAGUUAUUUAUUUUAUCUUAAAUAAAAUGAAAGCUUUUCUGCUGCUUUUAUUUACAAAUUAUGUAAAUUAAAUAAAUACCUAAAAUAAAUUUUUUAAUUUUUAGAGAUGCUCAAGGAUUAACUCCAUUUAUGUUAGCUGUGACAGUUAGAGCAUAUCCUGCUGCUAUUAUUUUACUUGAUACAAUUCAUCGAGUUGUGGCAAAAGUAGUUACACCACCUAUUAUAAUUUGUGACGUACAAAGUUCUUCAAAUCCUGAUCAAGAACAUGCAAUUAAAAAUGUAAUGAGUGCUUGGAGAUCUUCAGUUGCUGGAACAGGAUCCAAUUCUAACAGUAACAAAAUAACUCCAGAAAUAAGUAAUCAACCUAUAGGACCACUGUUUAAAAAUCCACCAGCUAGUAACUUUGAAUUACCACAAACAUGGUCUUUACCCACCCCGGGAUUACCACCACCACCACCACAACAACAAUCGGCUGAUUUUUCGAAAGGUUUUUUUUUUUUUAUUUUUGUUAAUAUUAUCUUAUAUUUUAGUUAAAAUUUGUAUUAAUUUUAUUUUACAUUUUUUUCUUAAGGAUUUUUUACUAUUCCACCUCCUCCGCCACCUGUUUCAGUUUAUAAGACACAUUUGUGGUAUACUGAUAGGUCAUUGUAUAGUGAUAAUGAUAAAGAAAAAAUCAUCAAAGCCAAAGAAGUUUUAGCUUCUAUGAUUUACCCAUCUGGAUCAAAUCCUGAUUACAGUCCUUUACAUGUGCUCUGCUGUAAUGAUACAUGUAGUUUUACUUGGACUGGAGCUGAACAUAUUAAUCAGGUAUUUAUAUUUUACUAAUAUAUAUUCUAAUAGAACACUUUAUUUUAAUUUUAAUUUGAAAAAUAUUUAUUUAUUUUUUUGGUUUUAAAAAAUAAAUGUAUUAAAUUGUAUAUUGUACACUUGUUAUGUUAAUAAAAAUAUGCCCGGUUUCAUCAAAUAAUUACAUAGAUAAAUUCUGUUGUAUAAAUUAUGUUUUAUAUUUUAUAUGUUGACAAAAAUGUAUUUUAUGAAGAGUUAAAUUACAGGCCCAUUUAUCGUUGUGUAAACAUGUAUUUAAAUAUUUAACUGGCCUUAGAUAUUAAUGGCUGCAUGGGGAGGGAAAAUGUAUGUUUAACCUGGGUAGAUUCUAAACCUCAUUAAAAUGUUUUGGUCCUAUAGUGUGAUCUGGUGUAAGCAAUAAUAACUAAUAUAUUAUAGCUGCGUAAUAGUAAUAAUAAUGUAGAAUAUAAUAUGAUAAUACUAAAUAAUACACUACACUGUAAUAUUUGAACAGGUUCUUGUUUUCUAGUUAUAAACCUAUAUUAAAAGACAUAGUUCAUUAUUUGUUUAAUUUAACUUUUCUAGUAUAAUGUAUAAUUUUACCUUGUUACUAAAUUAUCAUGCCCAACUUAUCUGGAUAACUCCACUAUGAGGUUUCAAAUAAAUUGAUCAUGGUUCACUUUAAGUUAACUUAAGAGUAUUGCCUAUUGUUAAAAUUCUUCAAAACAUUUUUCUCCUAGAUUCAUGUUUUAUUUUUAUUUUGUUAAGUUUUUCAUUUAGUUAUUUUAGAAAAAAAGUAUAACUAUCAUGAUAAUAACUAUUAUUUUAUUUAUUGUACAUUAGUAAGUAUAAAAUAUUAAUUUUAGGAUAUAUUUGAAUGUCGUACUUGUGGCUUAACUGGAUCAUUAUGUUGCUGUACCGAGUGUGCUCGAGUUUGUCAUAGAGGUCAUGAUUGUAAAUUAAAAAGAACAUCUCCUACUGCAUAUUGUGAUUGUUGGGAAAAAUGUCGGUGUAAAGCUCUAGUACAAGGCCAUCAAACUUCUAGAUUCCAGUUACUUAAUAGAUUAAUAAGUGAAACUGAUUUAGUGACUCAUUACAAUUCAAGGUAUUAUUUUUAUUCUUUAAAUUUGUUAAUUACUUACAAUUUUUGUAAUAUAUUUGUACAAAUAAUUUUUUUAGAGGAGAGAGUAUAUUGUUAUUUUUAGUACAAACUGUUGGCCGACAAACAAAUGAACAACGUCAAUAUAAUAGAUCAUCAAGGCAACGAGCUGCUUCUCGAAAAACACCUUCAUCAGAUAUUGGUAAUAUCAAUUAAUUUAUUUUUAUUGUUACAUUAAUAAACAGAAAAAUUGCAUAUAUUUUUUAUAAUUAGAAAUGGAUAUGCCAGAUCAUGAUUUAGAACCUCCUCGAUUUAGCCGUAAAGCAUUAGAAAGAUUGCUAAAUGAUUGGCCUGCAGUUAAAGCUAUGAUAAUGUCAGGAGUAAAAAAUGAUUCUGAAAACAAAUCAAGUGAUCAACUAUAUUUAAAGAAUCAAUCUGGUACCACAUUCUUGGACAAGUUUAUGCAUUGUUUACUUUUCAAAUGCAAUGCUGAAGUAUUAACUAGCUCAUUUUUAGUAAUUAAAAAUCAUGAUUCAUGUUAAAAUAAAUAUAUUAAAUAUGUUUGUAUUUUUAGAUGGUUGAUGCUUUAGUUGCAACAAUUGUUAAAGAACUUAAUAAUUCGUUGUCUAAUUCAGCUGAAGUAAACACAAUAGCACGUCGUUUUAUUAGAUCUGUGAUAAGAGUUUUUGUUGUUUAUACUGUUGAAUUGGCUCCACAAAAUAAUAAACGAAGGAUGUAAGUACUUGUGAUAGUGUGCAAUUUUUGAAAUUGAAUAUUCAUUGGUGCAUAUAUUUUUUGAUUUUAUUCAGGCUUGGAAAUCUAUCUUCACCAUUUGCACGUGCUAGGCGCAUAUUUCAAUCAAUGAUGAAACUUUCUAUUGAAGAGUUAUGUGAAACAGCUGAAAGUUUAAUAGCGCCAGUGCGUCUUGGUGUAGCCCGGCCUACAGCUCCAUUUACUUUAUCCAAUACUAAUCCAGAUCAACAAGUAAUUUAAUAGAUAAAUAUUGAAAUAACUUUAAAAUAAUAUUGUUUACUUUUUUAAAGAGUUAUGAAGAAAUAUUUUUUGUUGAACCAAUGGCACCAAAUAAUAUGAAUUCUUCUGAUCAAAUGGAAGGUUCUAAUAUUCGCAGACAGUCACAAAAUGACCAACCCCCAAUUGACAUAGAAUUAGAAGAUGAAAUGGGAGACAGUAUGAUAUUUUUAUUUUACUAUAUCAAUUUUUUAUUUUAGUUUUUAUCAGAAUUUUCAAACAGUUUAAUUUGAAGAAACAUUAAAUAAGUAUUAUCCAGGUGUGGCAGGAUUAUUAAACAAAUUUAAUAAUUUUUUUUUUUUACUGAAUAUUUUUAAACUUUAGAUUCUAAGUGGAGUGAUGAAGCUUAUGAUUUAUUUUAAAGAUGUUUAUUUUUUUUCUGUGGACAACUUUAUUACCAGAGGACUCCUAACCUAAUCUAACCUAACCCUCCAGUUUUUAUGUGUAGCAACUUUCUGAUAGAAAAUCAAUGUGGGGAGAUAUCUUAAAGAUGUCAUUUUUCAAUUUUCUCAUCAAAUAAAAAAAAAAAAACGAAAAUUUAUGAAAUAUAAAAAUGUAUUAUUAUUUUUUUUUUCUGUGGACAAUUUCUCUACCAACAAUUUUGCUUCAACUUUUAAUGAUAACAAUGUUUCUGAAAGAAAAUUUCACUGAAGGAGGUAUUUUAGAGAGGUUGUUUUUCCAUUUUCCCUCAGCAAAUGUGAAAAUUGGGAGAACCGGGAAAAUCAGUGCAACAUUAAACAAAUAUAAUUAAAGAAAAUAUAUAGAGUCUAUUUAAUUAUUUUACUAUAAUAUAACAUGUAUAUUGUAGACAAAGCAUCACUAUCAACUGAACUCUGUUUAAAAUCGUUUUUUUGUAAAUAAUGGUGGUUUAUAUUUUUGAUUACAGGUACACAAUAAAUAACCUAUAUCAGUGGCAGCACCUGUCCUCAUUACUCUAGAACGUCUUUUUUUAAAAUAAUUACUAGAGCUUUGUGCCAUAUUUUAGGUUUUUUUUUUUAAAAUAAAAACCUAAAAUUAAAAUUUUAUUGAAAGAGUUAAGAUCUACAUAUAAUUUAAAAAAAAAAGAAAGUUAAUACAUUUGAUAAUAAUCUAAUGGCAUCUUUUAUAUUUUUUUUACAAAAGUGUAUAUUUUUUGUUAUGUUGGUAGUGAUACUAGAGGUAGUUGUUGGAAUUAUAGGCUUUUCAAAUUAGGAAAAUAUCCAGAUAACGUAUGCUAUAUCAGUUUCUGUAAUUAUCGUAUUUAUUGUCAUUCAGUUAAAAAUAAUAACAAUGCAGUAUUUUUUUUUUUAUAAGUUCCUAUUUUAAGUUAAAAUUUAAAUGAAAACUUAAAAAUCACUGUUUUUCACAAUAGAUUUGAAAAAAAAAACACUUUCAUUUACCUUAUGAUUUUCUGAUUUUUUAGUAGAAAAGCCAAAGUAAGCUUUUUUUCAUGUUUCUUCAUUUUAACUGUUUUGAAGUAUUCUAAAGUGUCCAAACUUAAAAUAAAUUUUAAACUUUCUUACAUUUUAUUUAGAUAAUGAUGGUGAAGGCAGUGAUACAGAAGAUGUUAUGGUUAGUGGACUUGAAAAUCGAGCCGAUUUAGGUCCAAAUAGUAUUUCGGAUUCCAAUCAGCAAGGUCCAGUUGAUCCAGAAUCUGAUACAGAAGACAUGUUAGUAGAAACAGAUUCAGAUUCUGAUCAAAGUAAUCAAGAUGGUGGUGGUCAAAGAAGUGUUCAGACUGGAGCUACUGCAGGCUCAGAUACUGAUGAUGAAUCUGGAGAGUCUACUCAGCAAGAAGAUGGUGAAGAAUCUGAAGCUGGAGAAACUGAUGAAUUAGAUACUGAGGAAUUUCUUGUAUCUGAAGAUCAAUUAGAAAGAAGAGCGUAAGUUUAUAUCAGUUAAUUAAUAAAGUACACAUUAAUAUUCAUGAUAAUUUACAGUACGACUUCCGGACAAGGACAUAGAACUAAUUUAGCUCCACAAUCUAUGCAAUGGGCAAUUAGAAAUCGUGAUCCUACUACACGGACAGCAACAGGUAAUUGAAUUUUAACAUUAAAAGUAAUAAAAUCUGCAUUAUUUUGUUUUUACAAAUUUAGAAACUUUUAACUUAUGAACAUUACUUUUAUUUAUAUAUUUAAUGAAAUUGAAAAUUAUUUAAUUUGAUUUUUAGGAUUUAGAGUUGCUUCCGGUAAUUCAUUAGUAUUCAUAGAUCCUUCAUCAUUAAGGCGGUCUGCAGUUGCCGCUGUUAGUAACAGUACUAAUAAUUCUAGUAAUGGCAGCAAUAAUGCUGCUGCUGCUGCCGCUGCAGCUGUUGCAUCUGCAGCAGCUGGUCUGAAUGAUUCAAUCACUAUGGCUACUACUGCAUCUAGUUUAGCCAGAGCAUUUGCAGUAGUUAUACGACAAAUUGCUGAUUUAUUAGUGACAUCCUUAAAUGAUACACCUGUAUUGCCAAUACCAGAACGCAUAUCAGUUCAAGAUACUUAUAAUUUACAAGUAAUAUAAUAAUUUGUAAAUUACCAUAUACAAAGUUAUUCACAUAAAAAUUGUAAAUAGAUAAUAAUUGAGAAAUCACUUAAACCUACUUGGGAUUGGUUGAUGGCAAUUAUGGAUUCAACUGAAGCUCAACUUAGAUUUGGUGCUUCACUUACUCAAUCAUCUGAUCCACAACAUCCAAGACAUCCUUUACAUGCAACAACUAAUAUUAACAAUACAUUACCAACUGCACCUUCUGGAAUAGGUAUUAUUUUUUUUUAAAUGUUUUAAUUUUUACUUUAAAAAAAAAAAUUCAUGUUUUUAUAUUUAGGUUCAAAUAAUAACAGUAGUCAGGCAGUUGAACCUCGGCGAGAAUUCAUAUCGUACUGCUUAUCUCUAAUGAGAGCUCAUAGUAAUGAGCAUGGAGAUUCCUUACCAGUAUUGGAUGUUUCUUCUUUAAAACAUGUUGCUUAUGUCUUGGAUGCUUUAGUUUAUUAUAUGCGAGCCGAUACAGCUGCUGUUAAUUGUCAAUCUUUAACUCCACCUAUUUUGUCUGAAUCAGUUGAAACUGAACCUUGGGCAAUUGACCAAGUUAGUUUAAAAAAAUUAUUUAAAUAUGUGUAAUAUCUUAAAAAUAUCUAUUAUAUAAUAGAAAUUCUACUUAUUUAAAGUAAUUUAAUUAAAUUAUCAUAAAAUGUAAUACAUUUUUAAUAGUAUAUAUUAAUAUAAUGAAUUAAAUAAAAAAAAAAAUUGUUCAGGAUGAAAAUGAUAACGAAGAAAAUGAUGAAGAUAUUAAUACUACAAUAUCAACAAUAAACCAAUCGCCUAAUCUAAGAUUUGUAGAUGUUGAUUCUGGAAUUAGAGGUCGACGGCAUGCUUUUUUUCAACGAUCAGAUUCUACUUUAUGUUUAGGAUGUCCUCCACCAGAUCCUUUUGAUAUUCCUAUGGCUCAAGCUAUGCCACUUGCUGAUCAACCACAUUUACUACAACCAAAUGCACGCAAAGAAGAUAUGUUUGGUUCUCCAAAACUUUCAGGUAUAAAGUUUUACAAAUCAAAUAAUAUAUAUUAAGUCAUAAGUUAUAUUGGUGAAGAAAAUAUAUUUAUUAUUUAAAUACAUGAUACAUUUUGUAGCACCUUUAGAUGGAUCAUCCGAAGGUCUGCCAUCAAGGCUUAGUUUAUCCAGUCGUAGCGAUAAUGGAAGUGAACAGUUACCCAAAGAACAUGAAAGAAAAAGUUGGUAGAAUAGAGUAGAGUUUUAUUUUGCUUUGUAACCCAGAAUUCAGUUAUUUUUGGUAAUUUAUUAAUUUUUCAAAUUUUUUUUAUUGGUUUUUUAGUCAUAUAAAUACAACAAAUAAUAAAAUUCUUAUUAUAUUUAACAAAAUUAUAAUAUUUUUAUUUUUGUCCAUAAAAACUUUUAAUUUUACUAAUUAUUAAUUUUGGAUUAAAUUUGUAUGUUAAAAUAUCAAUAAGAUUAGUUUUAUCAUGUUCAGAUUAAUACAUUCUAAUAAUAGUUCUAAAUAUAUAUAUAUAUAUAUAUAUAUAUACUUAUAAUUUUUUUUUUUUAUUUUCUAAACAUCAAUUUAAAAUAAAUCAUAAACUAAGUUAUCACUAAUAAUUAAUAUAAUAGAUUAAUAUUAUAACUUUAAAAGUUUAAAAAUAAUUAUUAUCAAUUAUAAUUGGUUUUGUGGUUACAUGGUAUAAUUAAUUUAAUCAUUAGAAAUAAUAUAAUUAAUUUAGUGGACGAAUGUUUAUUCAUGUAAAGAAACAAAACUCAAACAGAUGUUUGUACAUAUUAACAUGUUGAUGUCCGCUAAAAUAUUUAUUGAUAGCAAAAAUAUAAAACAUGUAUUUUCAAAUAAGAAUAUAUUUUUAAAAACCAACAAGUUUUCAAACAUAAAAUAAGAACAUUUUUAAUACAGAUAUUUAAAUUUAUUAUUAUUUAAUUUUUGAAUAGUUUUAUUACAAAUAAAAUAUGAUUACUUAGUGUUUCAAAUUUACCAUUUUCAAUAAGUGUUGUAAUUUUAAAUUUUAUUUUGAAUUGGUCUUAAAAAUAGAUUUAAAUAAAAUAAAAAACUAAGAAAUAAUGUUUUAAUGUAAAUGUAGUUUUUCACCUUUGUAUCAUAUGUAUUUAAAAUGUUUUUUUCUGGCAACAGUUAAAAAUAUUCUAACUCGGACUUCACUGUGUUAAGUGCUAGUAUAUCUAGGCAUGCCUUCAUCUUGCUAUAACUUUUAAUGUUUGUAAUGGUUAUUAUAAAAUUGUAUAUAUUUAUGAAUGAUGGAUAGAGAUCAUAAACUUUUUCCUUUUUUAUUUUCACAGUUUUGCCCCAAAUUCUGAUAGGUAUUUCUGUUCAAUUAAAUGAUUUAGGAUGAGUCACAUGUCAAAAACGUAUGUUUUAAUUGAUGUAUCUCCAUAAUUGUAUCUCAAAUAAUAAAAUUUUUGGGAUUGAUGGUUUUUCUCUUUAACUUUUAUCCAAACUAUUUGGGGUCAGUCACCCUUGUUCUAAACUUCCACUUGAUCCAAUCUUGCACCUUGCAUACACUGACCAUCUUCAUAUCAUUCUCUGUCAUUUAACUACCUUUUUUUAGUCUUUUUCCUCUGUCUCUAUCCUACAUUUAUUUUCAUUACAAUUCUUACUGAUUCAUCUUCCUCUCAUGGCAUAUCCAAAUUAACUAUUUAAGCCAUGGCCUAACACAGCCUUAGUUUUUACCUCUUAUGACAGGUAGAGGUACUGUAGAAUAUUCUUAAACAAAAUUUUCCGCUUUAAAAUUAAUUCCUUCUUCCGCCCUAUAAAAAUAAUAUCAUUUGUCUACUGGAAUCAUCCACCAGUAGGAGCUCGGGGACCCUAAGUUAAAAUUCAAUAUCCUAGCUUAACCUAGGUUUUAAUAUUUUAUGACAUGCAUAUUUAAAAUAAUUAACAAAAAUAAUUUUAUACUAUUUAAAGCAGUGGUUCUAAACCUUUUUUGUAUGACAACAUUUAAAACAAUUAAUGAAAUUAAAAUGAUACACGCAAUGCUCAAGGUUAUUAUGACUGAGGACAUGCUUAUUAUUUACGAACAAAUAAAAAACUUUUAGCUGCAUACAUCACAAUAAUAGGCGACACACCGGUUGAGAACCACUGUUAUAUGUAAAGAAUAAAAUAUGAAAUAUUGAUAAAUAACAGAAUUAAAUUUGUUUAUGGCAAGAUGAUAGUUUGCAACAGUUGAGUGUGCAUUCGUUUAUGUUUUUAUGCUAAUAUUAAAUUAAAUUUAAAUCUAGGACAUGAUACUGAACCUGAAGAUCUUUCUAUUAGAACAAAAGUCGUAGAUAAAAUUAAUGAAAUUGCUGAAUUAUAUGGUCUUGGUGAUGAUUCUGACAUAUCACCAUCCAUUCCUGAAGGUUAGUAGCUUUAUAAAAAAAUAUUUGAUUAAUAUAAUAUAAAUGCUUCGAUUAUUAUAUUAUAUAUUCUAGCUGAAACAUCAAAAAGAGAUAUAAUUAUUGUUCCACCCAACACUUUUUCAACUGACACUACAUCACCUAUGCUUAAAAGUGUAAUUGUACGAGCUCCUUCUGGUGGAACUCCUUCUACAUCUGUAAGUUCUCACAUUUUUAACAAUUUUACUUAUUUUUUUAUACAAAUUAUUUUUAGUGUAAUAUAACUAGUGUCUUUUGAAAAUUAUUGAUUUGUUAAUCUAAUACUUAAUCAUGUAAUUGUUUUAUUUUUGGAUUAUUACAGACUACAGUUUUAAAAUGUUUUUUUUAUUUUAAAAUACAAUUAUUUUUUUAAAUUUAUCCUUAAUUUUGUUUCUUUUCAAAUAUCUAUUUGUAAACCAUACCUCAAUGUUUUAUCUGUAAAGUCGAAAUUAUGUAGUUGCUGAAAAAAUAUAUUAACACUUUUACAUUUUUUAAGCAAUAUAUUUCUUAUAAUAUUUUUAAUUUUCAUAAUCUUAAAUUAAAAAAACCUAUUAUUGCCAUAAAUUACCGUACAUGUGUAAGUUUACUAUUAGAAAUCUAGCUUCUAAUUAAAAAAAAAUACCAAGUUAUAUUGAUUUUGUAUUUCGCAUAGUUGGUGAACAAAAGUUGUUUUUUUAUUUUUAGUGUAGUUGUUUUCUUAACAAUACAGCAAAACUGUAAACAUUUAAAACAAAAUAACUAUUUUAAGAAUUAAAAAAAUGUAUUAAUUAAUGUAAUGUAUUUUAUUUCAAUUUAUAAUUACAGUCAAAUCCAAUACCAGUUAAACCGAAUACUGAUGUUAAUGAGGGUAGUCAUAAUUCCAAUCCAAAUAAUGAUACUGUGAAACCUAUGAACAAGUAAAAUAAGUUUAUAUAAAUAAAAUAUUCACAUUUAGACAAAUAUAAAUAAUAAUUUAUUUUUAUUUUUUUUUGCAGGGGAAGUCGUUUCGGAGAAAGUGUAUCCCAUGAUUUAUUAUUAGGACGUUGGCGCUUGACAUUGGACCUUUUCGGUCGUGUAUUUAUGGAAGAUGUUGGUUUAGAGCCUGGAUCAGUUGUAUCAGAACUUGGAGGUUUUCCAGUUAAAGAGGCAAAAUUCCGCAGGGAUAUGGAAAAAUUAAGAAAUCAACAAAACCGAGAUUUAACAUUAUCAAAAGUAAGUGCUUUUUUGUUUUUAUCUUUAUAAAGAAAUCUUUUUAUUAUUCUCAAUAUUAAUUUAAUUUAACAAAUAUCAACAGUUAGAACGUGAUCGUAAUCAAUUAAUUCUAAUGACAUUUAAAGAAUUAAACAAUCAAUAUAAUUCAUAUCAUCGUAGAACUUCUAGUGCACACCCAUGUCUUGCAGUGAAUAGAGUAAAAGUAACAUUUAAGGAUGAACCUGGUGAAGGCUCAGGUGUUGCUAGAUCAUUUUAUACAGCUUUAGCUGAGGUAAAUAAAAAUAUAUUUUUUUUUAAAACUUAAAAAAAAAAAAUUAUAUUAUUUUAUAUUUAGGCUCUGCUGUCUAGUGAAAAAUUACCAAAUCUUGAAUCUGUUCAAGUUGGUGGUCGAUACUCUCAAUAUACUGUUUUACAACGUUUAAGAAAUCGUGAGCGUGCAGAAGCUCCUCGAAUAAGGCAUGCUCCACUAUCACCACGUGUUCCAAGACGUUCAGAACGUAAUGAUCGCGAACAACGUCGCAUACUCUCAGUAGAUGCUCGUUCGUUUGUUCCGAAUACGGGAACAUCUGAUACCAAUCCCAAUGCUCAUCUUACUCCUCACCAACAACAACUGGGUGAACGUCUGUAUCCUAAGGUAUUCAUUUUUAGUUCUUAAAAUAUUAAGAAAAGUUACAAAAUAACUUUCUAAUGUGUUUUUAGGUUGUUCAAAUAAGACCAAGUUUAGCUAGUAAAAUUACAGGAAUGCUUUUGGAGUUAUCACCAGCUCAACUUUUAACUUUGUUAGCAUCUGAAGAAACAUUGAGAAUGCGUGUAAAUGAAGGUAUUGCAAUGUUGAUGCAAACAGUUGAAAUGUCUGCACUUGUUGAUGUUGCUCAUCCACUACCACCUGCUGAUAGUCUUCUUGGUAUUUAUAUAUAUACAUAAAAUAUCAUCAUGUUUUUUGCAAUCUAAAUUAUUAUUCAUUUUUUUUUUCUCACAGAAGAUGUUGAUUUAUUUUUAAGUCUGUCUGAACAACAUGGUUCUAAAACUAACCUACCUCCAAAAGAAAAUGUAACAGAAGAAAAUGUAAGCGAAGAAAAUUUAGAUGAUAAUAUGCCAUUAUUUUAUUGCCCUGGUAAACAAGGAUUUUAUUCACCACGUCAAGGCAAAGCAUCAUAUGAACGUUUAAAUGCAUUUAGAAAUACUGGAAGGUAAAUUUAUAUUUAAAUUAUAUUUGUUUAUUAAUGCAUCAACACUUUAUUUAUAUUAUCUAGGCUGAUUGGAUUAUGUCUUUUACAAAAUGAAUUGUGUCCAAUGUAUUUUAAUCGCCAUGUUCUUAAAGUUAUACUCGGUAGAUCAAUUAGAUUCCAUGAUUUAGCAUUUUUUGACCCUGUUAUGUAUGAAAGUCUUCGGCAACUUGUGUUGGAUGCAGAAUCAAAACAUAAAGAAGCACUAUUCUCUGCAUUAGAAUUAAAUUUCAGGUAUAAUUUUUUUCAGCUUAAUUUUAAUUAAUGUGUAAAUAAUACAUUAAAUUUAAAAUUUUAGUAUUGAUCUGAGCCAAGAAGAAGGAGGUGGAAGUGUAGAAUUAAUAAGUAAUGGUGUUGAUACUGAAGUGACCCAUAUCAAUGUUUACGAUUAUGUUAGAAGAUAUGCAGAGUUUAGAAUGUUCAAAACUCAACAAAAAGCAUUUUUUGUAAGUUUCUAAUAAAGAUAAAUUUAUAGAUAAAUAAAACUUGGUUUGUUUUUUUUUAAGGCAUUAAGAUCUGGAGUUUUUGAUGUAAUUCCUGAAAGUUCAUUAGAUGGUUUAACUGCUGAAGAUUUAAGAUUGUUAUUAAAUGGAGUUGGUGAUAUUAAUGUACCAUUAUUAAUCUCAUAUACAAGUUUCAAUGAUGAAUCUGGUCUUGCCACAAGUGAUCGACAAAUCAAAUUCAAACGUUGGUUAUGGUCUAUUGUUGAUAAAAUGACACCCUCUGAAAGACAGGAUUUGGUAAUAAUCAAAUAAAUUAUUUAAUUAAAAACUUAGCUUAUUUAUUUACUAAUGCAUUGCUUAUAUGUAUUAUAUUUUUCCAGGUGUAUUUCUGGACAGGAUCGCCAGCUCUCCCAGCAUCAGAAGAAGGAUUUCAACCAAUGCCCAGCGUUACCAUGCGUCCUGCUGAUGAUUCACAUUUACCUACUGCUAACACAUGUAUUUCCAGAUUGUACAUACCACUUUACAGUAGUCGUACUAUACUUAGGCACAAACUUUUGAUUGCCAUAAAAACUAAACAUUUCGGAUUUGUUUAAAUUUUUGGUUUAUAUAUUUCAAAGAAAAACCUAAAAAAAAUUAUAUUUAAAUGUUUUUUGACGAGUUAAAAAUUCCUGUUUUAUUUAUUUGUAUUUCAGUGAUGGUUAUUUUCUAAUUUUUUCUUUAUAUACAUUUGUACUUAAAAAAAAUAUGUAUUCGUGACUCUAUAAAAAUAAUAUUAAGUGAUUAUAAAAUCGCAAUUAAACUAUUAUAUUUUUCAUCUUAGCUUUUACAUAAUUGUGCAGUAACAAUACUUAAUGUAUUGAAUUAUUAUCUGUAAUUUUAUAUUUUCCAUGAUAACUUCUAAAAAUGAAUGAAAAUGUGUGUAAUAUCAUUAUUUUGUUAUUGUUAGUGCUUUAAACAAUUUUUGCUUUAAACGUAUAUUUUAAUGGGAAUUUGUUUGUUUUUAUUGAAAAAAUUAUUUUCCUUAUAAAGUAAAUAGUUUAAAAAUUCCACAAUUCUUUAAUGACAUACCUUAAAUAUUUCAAAUGUUUUUGAAGUAUCACUUGUAAUACUAUGAAAUCUAAUAUGAAUUUAUAACAACCAAUAAUGUUUAUUAAUAAUAAUCUAUU
Messenger RNA from Cinara cedri, 24631 nucleotides. Lineage: Eukaryota; Metazoa; Arthropoda; Insecta; Hemiptera; Aphididae. The record is from the annotation of a GenBank genome assembly.